Molecule: messenger RNA, 2584 nt
Organism: Gorilla gorilla gorilla (western lowland gorilla)
Lineage: Eukaryota; Metazoa; Chordata; Mammalia; Primates; Hominidae
Product: DNA-directed RNA polymerase II subunit RPB11-b2-like
Exons: 5
Coding region: 110-460 (116 amino acids)
Biological process (GO): transcription by RNA polymerase II
Cellular component (GO): RNA polymerase II, core complex
Molecular function (GO): protein dimerization activity
Source: RefSeq, a predicted model, not a curated record
UGCGCGGGGUUUGCCCCGCCGGAGUAAUCCGGGAGAGGCCUCUUAUUAGGGCUCUGGUGGCGGCGGCGGCGGCGGACACUUGGGGUCUGGACGCAACGGCGGCGGGAGCAUGAACGCCCCUCCAGCCUUCGAGUCGUUCUUGCUCUUCGUGGGCGAGAAGAAGAUCAGCAUUAACAAGGACACCAAGGUACCCAAUGCCUGUUUGUUCACCAUCAACAAAGAAGACCACACACUGGGAAACAUCAUUAAAUCACAACUCCUAAAGGACCCGCAAGUGCUAUUUGCUGGCUACAAAGUCCCCCGCCCCUUGGAGCACAAGAUCAUCAUCCGAGUGCAGACCACGCCGGACUACAGCCCCCAGGAAGCCUUUACCAACACCAUCACCGACCUCAUCAGUGAGCUGUCCCUGCUGGAGGAGUGCUUCCAGACGUGCCUGCUUCCCCUUCGCGUUCUGCCGUGAUUGUCAGUUUCCUGAGGCCUCCCCAGCCAUGCUUCCUGUACAGCCUGCAGAACUUCUGGCAUGGAAAAGCCCCCGUGCAACUGGUAAAGAUAUCAAUAAGCACCAGGAGGUAUCUAAAUCCACCAGGAGCCAUAGGCAUCACGUUGACGUCCAUUUACCAGUCUUCCCUGGCAAGAUUCUUCUGAAUUGUGCUGCCUUGGCCAAAAGAGGUAUGGGAGGGGCUGGGCGCAGUGGCUUGUGCCUGUAAUCCCAACAUUUUGGGAAACCAAUUCAGGUGGAUCAUUAGAGGUCAGGGGUUCAAGACCAUCCUGGCCAAUAUGGUGACAUCCCAUCUCUACUAAAAAUACAAUAAGUUAGCUGGGUUUGGUGUUGGGUGCCUGUAAUCCCAGCUACUCGAGAGGCUGAGGCAGGAUAAUCGCUUGAACCUGGGAGGAGGAGGUGGCAGUGAGCUGAGAUCGUGCCAUUGCACUCCAGUGUGGGCAACAAGAGUGAAACGUCGUCUCAAAAAAUAAAAAAAAAGGCCGGGCGUGAUGGCUCACACCUGUAAUCCCAGCACUUUGGGAGGCCAAGACGGGUGGAUCACAAGGUCAGGAGUUCAAGACCAGCCUGUCCUAGAUGGUGAAACCCUGUCUCUACUAAAAAUACAAAUAUUAGCUGGGCGUGGUGGCAUGCACCUGUAAUCUCAGCUACUCAGAAGUCUGAUGCAGGAGAAUUGCUAAAACCCAGGAGGGAGAGGUUACAUUGAGCCGAGAUUGCACCACUGCACUCUAGCCUGGGCGACAGAGCAAGACUCCGUCUCGAAAGAAAGAAAGAGAAAGGAAAUUCCCCAGGGAAGUACCUCGGCUUAUUUCAUAAACAGGUACUGAAGGAAGCAGAGGCAUGUGGAGGACUUCCCCACCUCAUGCAGCUAUUUGGGUCGUGGCAUCUGAAAUUUAUUAUUUCAGAGUCACCCCUUUGAUGACCUUAGCAGUGAACUGCAGUCAUCUGUUCAGGCCUCUCCAUGGCCCACGUCAAUGCUGGUAUUUCUGUUUGUUGCACAUUUGAUUUCCUUGUUGUUGGCAUUUAGAAGGCCCCCCGUUUCCCAGAUCACACCACGGGCAUGGACCACAGAGAUUGCAUCUUGUGAGUCUGUAGAAAUGGUCAAGGCCUUGUCCUCUCUUAGGUCCAGAGCUCAGGUUAAUGCAGAUUUUCCCGGCCAUCUGUGCUGAAGUCCCUGUGGGGAGGCUCCUGGCUGGUUUCCUGUAGGUAGACAGCUAUACGUCCUGCUCUUCAUUGGCUUCUUUUCAUGAAGCUCCUGCCAUCUACAAAACAUGUCUCCCUUGUUGAAUCACAUCUCUGUUAUUGAAACUCUAGAAGUCGACCGGGCGUGGUGGCUAUGCCUAUAAUCCCAGCAUUUUGGGAUGCCAAGGCGGGUGGAUCACCUGAGGUCAGGAGUUCAAGACCAGCCUGGCCAACAUGGCGAAACCCCGUCUCUAAUACAAAUACAAAAAUUAGCCAAGCAUGGUGGCCACUGUACUUCAGCCUGGGCGACACAGCAAGACUCCAUCUCAAAAAAAAAAAAAAAAAAAAAGAGAAAGAAAGUAUCAUGCUUUUCUGCAUUCUGUGAAUUGUUUUAGUGAGUUAUCGAACUUGAGGGCAUGGUGGGAACCUCCAAAUUUGCAGCCAGUUGGUGAGAAGUACAUGUGGUCUGAGGACACCCAAGCUUGCAGGUGUGUCUAAAGCGAGGGCAGCCUAGCGGGGGCUGGUGGCCUUAACCUGUGGCAUUUGAGGUAACAUCAGGGAGUUGACAUCAGAAUUGCAUCACAUAGGCUGGGCGCGGUGGCUCACGCCUGUAAUCGUAGCACUUUGGGAGGCCAAGGCGGGCAGAUCACGAGGUCAGGAGAUCGAGACCAUCCUGGCUAACACAGUGAAACCCCGUCUCUACUAAAAAUACAAAAAAUUAGCCAGGCAUGGUGGCGGGCGCCUGUAGUCCCAGCUACUCGGGAGGCUGAGGCAGGAGAAUGGCGUGAACCCAGGAGGCGGAGCUUGCAUUGAGCCAAGAUCACGCCACCACACUCCAGCCUGGGUGACAGAGCAAGACUCCAUCCCCCCCAAAAAAAAAAAAAAACAAAAAAAAAAACAGAA